AUGACACAGGUGCUCGCCUUGGCCUCUCGACAGAUGGAAGCUAUCAGGCCUCCCAUCCACCGCCACGUCGACUUGGGCCAGUCGUUCAACGCCGCCGGCCCCGCCAGCGGCCUUAUCAACACGGCCGUUGGUGUCGCCCGCGGUUCGUCCCCGCGCCGAGCGGCGUCGUCGAGAAAGCGAGUCUCCCGCGCCGAUGCGGACCACGCCAUGAGCGACUCGCCGACGGCCAAGAGGCUCGUCCUUCACUCGCAGCAAGAUGGACCGCGGGAUUUCCUGUGCCUCUGCACCCCGGCACCAAAGAUCCCCCGACCUCGAAAUGCUUUCAUCCUAUAUCGCCAGCAUCACCAGGCCCGCGUGACGGCCGACAACCCGAAGCUCUCCAACCCGGACAUCUCCAAGAUCAUCGGCGAGAUGUGGGGCAACGAAAGCCACGAGGUCAAGUCGAGGUGGAAGGCGCUCGCCGAGGAGGAGAAGCAGCGGCACCAGAGCCAGUACCCGAAUUAUCGCUAUCAGCCUCGGAGGGGCAACAAACCCCAGGCCGGCUGGGGAACGACAUCGCCGACCGAGGAGCACGGCCGGUGCCAAAAGUGCGGCGGCCGAACCUCGUCCACGCCGCACACGCCCUCGACCCCCUUCGCCACCUCGCCGGCAGGCAACCAGGGGCAGCCGGGGGCCCAGGGGCAAGAAACCGACCGCUCCCGCCGAUCGAGCGUGGAGCAGUCGCCGACCAGCAGCGUGCUCCCCGUUCCCGUGCCCAAGUGCGGCGGUGGCGGCCACGGCAACAACAAAAUGGCCGCCGUUCGCGACGUCCACGACGGUGAGCCGUCAUCGCCUGACAUCAAACGGCGACGGGCCAACGACGCGGGCGGCUACCAUGCCGUCAACGGUUCGUACGUGAGGCGACAGUCCAUGGAUUCGUCGCCGGCGACGACCGAGAGAGCACCUCGCACCCUGAUGCAAUCCUAUGCACGGAUCCCCCUUCCGGAGAUCGGCCACCUCACACGGUCGCAGAGCGGCCCCAUGCCCCCGCCUCUGCGACCGGCGGCAUUGUGGCUCGAGCAGGACGCGCAAAACCGUCGGCACAGCUGCUUUGACGAAUCCCUUCGUCUGCCUCCGCUUCAGACCGCCGUCCCGCCCGCUCCGUCGCGCGUGCUGGGCACCGACAGCCGACGCGUGAGCCUGCCCAUGAUGGGCGCGUCCGCCUUCCGGGAGGGACAAGCAUCCAAGGCCGUUUCGUCCGACAAAGUCAUCAUGUCGAUUCCCCUGCAGCGGAAGAUGUCCAUACUCGCGAGCAUCUGCCAGCUGGUACCGCCCCGAGGCGCCGACGACGUGCCCGAUGGCGCGCGGGGAGCCUUCAUCGCCGUCGAAGGGCCGAAUGCGAGGCUGCUUCACGACGUCGGCUGCGCCAUCGAGAGGGAGCUGCUCGCAUGCGACGAGUUCGACCUCAAGGUGUGGCGAAACGAAUCGUCCGGCCGAGACGCCACGGCCACCGGACCGUCUCAACCCCUGCACCGAGCUGACGGUCGACUGGCCGACUCGCUCGAGCCUUAUUUCAAGGAAAUUUUGCGGUGGCAGAACACGUCCAAGGAGAUUCGCCGCCACAUCACGGGCGGCAACUCCCCCCCCGAGAAAAACCCGGCGGCCCGUGGCUCGGCGGCCAAGGUCCACGUCGCGCUGGCCAGGGAGGGUUUCAGCUUGACCGUGUCGGACAGGUAUGCCUGCGCGAUGCCCAUCCUCGACACCUACUCGCCUUCGGACCACUGGCAGUGGAUGGCGACCAUGUGGCGCGGCACGGUUUCGCCCGACUUGGUCGUGCACGUCAUGCCGAGCGAGGACGAGGGGAGCGGCGCCGGCAGGAGCGUCGAGCUUCUGGAGCACAUGGGACUCCUCGCCGUGAGGCUUCCGGCGGCCAAGAGCCUCGACGAGGGCGUUGAGCGGAGGAUCAGGUUCGAGGUCAAAGAGUGGAUGCGAGCGGCGUCAUUUCGGGAAGCUCUACCCAACGCCUGGAGGCUUGCUCCCGUCUCAUGA
Molecule: messenger RNA, 2028 nt
Organism: Drechmeria coniospora
Lineage: Eukaryota; Fungi; Ascomycota; Sordariomycetes; Hypocreales; Ophiocordycipitaceae
Exons: 2
Coding region: 1-2028 (675 amino acids)
Biological process (GO): cell differentiation; negative regulation of transcription by RNA polymerase II; anatomical structure morphogenesis
Molecular function (GO): DNA-binding transcription factor activity, RNA polymerase II-specific; RNA polymerase II cis-regulatory region sequence-specific DNA binding
Source: RefSeq, a predicted model, not a curated record